AUGUCACUGUUUCUGCACCCUCUCAUCACACUCAAUAUUUGGUCUGACGACCACGGCAUCGACGUUUUUUACCUUCUUUCCUUAUUUUUUGCCUUUGGGAUUUGGCUCGUGUUCCAACGGUAUCAAAGAGCCAGCAACAGUGCGGUUCCGUUCAAGUUCUCUGUCCCUGAGCCUGCCGAAGUUGGAUGGAAGUCUUUUGUAAUAGAUGAUCCUACACUGACCUCCCACGAAACCAACGAAGAUCUUCUACCUUCUUUCACUAUCCAAGGACGAAAAUACAUCACCAGCUUCGAUCCAGCGACAGGUCUGCAUAUCCAAACGUAUUUAGCCGAUGGCAAAGAAGAAAUCGCGCAAAAAAUCGAGAAAGCAGACGAAGCACAGCUGUCAUGGCGUGAAACCUCGUUUACUCAACGAAGACGCGUCGUUCGUAGCUUGCUGAAAUGGAUGGUAGACAACCAAAAUAUUUGUGCUAAAGUUGCUUGUAGAGAUACGGGAAAGACGAUGGUUGAUGCGGCUCUGGGUGAAAUUCUGACCACUUGCUCUAAGAUGGAAUGGUUGAUAGCCCACGGAGAAAAAACUCUACGACCGGAGAGGCGAUGUCGCAAUACGAUGUUGGCUUACAAGACUUCUGAGGUACAUUAUGAGCCUCUUGGAGCGGUUGCGGGAAUUGUCUCGUGGAACUACCCAUUGCAUAACGCCUGGUCUCCAAUACUAGCAGCCUUGUUUUCCGGAAAUUCUAUCGUUCUGAAGUGCUCUGAGAAUGUAAUAUGGUCAACGUCCUGGUAUAUCUACAUCAUUAGGUCUUGCUUGGAAGCAUGUGGUCACGACCCAGAGAUUGUUCAGCUUGUAUGUUGCUGGCCAGAAGACGCGGAUGCUCUGACGACAUCGUCGCUGAUUAAACACAUCACAUUCAUCGGUUCUGAAGAAGUGGGACGCAAGGUCGCGGUGGCUGCUACCAAACAUCUCACGCCGGUAACAUUGGAACUCGGAGGAAAGGACCCUGCGAUAAUCAUGCCUGGCACUGACUUGAAUAAGUGGGUGAGUACCUGGAUGCGGGGUGUAUACCAAAAUGUCGGCCAGAACUGUAUUGGCAUUGAACGCUUGAUCGUCCAUCGUUCGCAAUAUGAUGACCUGUUCGAUAUUUUCUCCCAGCGGGUCACCAAACUGCGGCUUGGCUCAGUUAUGGCACCAAAUGAUCAAGGUUAUCUUUCACCGGUGGAUUGUGGCGCUAUGAUUUCUUCCGCCCGAUUCGAUGCGCUGGAACAUCUCAUCACAGAGACAGAGGAAUUUGGAAACGGCGUACAUGUCGAAGGCGGUAAGAGACAUAAGCAUAUCUACAAUGACAAGGGCACCUAUUUUUUGCCCACUGUUAUUGGACCGGUAUCUUCUGACAUGACGAUUGCUCAGAAAGAGCUGUUCGCGCCUAUCGCCCUGAUUAUGCCUUACGGUACCGUCGACGAGGCCAUCAACAUCGCGAAUAGUACUCGUUACGGUCUAGGCGCAAGUGUCUUUGGACCCGACCAAAGACAAUGCCUCAAAGUUGCGAGAGAGCUUGAGUGCGGAAUGGUGUCAAUCAAUGACUUUGGAGUCUUUUAUGUACCGUCUUUCCCCUGUAGUCAAGAUCUGCCGUUUGGUGGAACGAAAUACAGUGGUUAUGGAAGGUUUGCCGGACCUGAGGGUCUUCGCAGCCUAACGAAUCCCAAGGCGAUUAUGGUCGAUCGGUGGCCUGUAUUCGUACAAACUUCCAUACCAAAGGUGCUAGACUACCCGAUUCGUUCGUUGACAACAAGCUGGGAGUUCACGGCCGGUCUCGUCCGCUUUCUGUAUGCAGAUGGAUGGCGAUCCCGCAUUCGCGGCCUUAUUACCGUAAUAAAUGCAUCGCGGAAAUGA
This is a messenger RNA of Guyanagaster necrorhizus, 1890 nucleotides long. Its product is annotated as ALDH-like protein. The transcript is spliced from 11 exons. NCBI's taxonomy places the organism in Eukaryota, Fungi, Basidiomycota, Agaricomycetes, Agaricales, Physalacriaceae. The record is from RefSeq and is a predicted model, not a curated record. Gene Ontology annotation, molecular function: oxidoreductase activity, acting on the aldehyde or oxo group of donors, NAD or NADP as acceptor. The coding region runs from base 1 to 1890 and encodes 629 amino acids.